Molecule: messenger RNA, 911 nt
Organism: Diospyros lotus (date-plum)
Lineage: Eukaryota; Viridiplantae; Streptophyta; Magnoliopsida; Ericales; Ebenaceae
Exons: 2
Coding region: 335-859 (174 amino acids)
Source: RefSeq, a predicted model, not a curated record
GUCUGUGGUUCGCGAGGAGGCUCCUGGGAGCAAAAGAAAAGCUCCUCCAACCUUGUAGGUCGAUCAGCAGGCCCUGGUAGAUAAGAGGAAGAAGGAAGAAGGCAAACACUUGGAUAGGGUCUUUGGUAACUAUACCAAGGCUCUGGAUAAGAAGAAGGUGUCGGGUGAUGUGCUCUGCGAUUACGUCGCUCGCCACAGUCUUUUGGCUUCACUGGGCGCCUUCAAGCAGAAAGAGGAGAGGGCCCAUGACGCAAAGGAAAAAAAACAGCUCGAGGCCGCCAUCGGGGUGCUCAGGAAGGACAAGAAAAAGCUGGAUGAGAGUCUAGCCUUCUUGAUGAAUGAGUCCAAGAAAUACCGGAGCAAGGUUGAGGGUCGGGUAAGGAAGGCCGAGAGAGCCAGGGUGGAAGCUAAAGACGAACUAGCCCGCGAGAAGCAGAUGUAUGAUUCGGCCUUCUCUCAGGCGACCUCGAAGCUGAAUAAGGCUGAGACGGAGCUGGCUGCAAUGCGGGGUGAUUUGGAGCAAGCCCGGAAGCGAGCUGAAGCGACAGAACAGGAGGUCAAGCAACUAAAGGUCAACAUUGAGGUUCGAGUCGCGAAGGAACACAAGGAGGUUAAGUUUGACAUCUGUAGUGCGUUUGUUUUCACUUUGUGGAAAGCGCACCCAGAUCUCGACUUUUCUUACUUUGGCGAGGAAGUGGUGGAGGCGGUGAAGAAAUAUGUUGUCGAUGCCACGAACUCUAGAGUCGUCGCUACCAAGCCCGAACCCAAUCAGACCUUGGUCGACUUCUUUGCUGAAGAUGCCGGCAAUCUAGCUCCCCAAGAUGCGGCUACUCCGAGCUCGACUUCUCUAGGCCAUUAGGAUUUUUUCUUUUUCUUGCUUUAUCCUUGUACUUGGAUUUUGAAAGCAAUAU